AUGGCAGAGAGGAAAUCGCCGUCGGACGGAAGAGUUUGGAGAUUAUUUAAGCCACCAUUUCGAAACUCAGGAGCUUCGCAUUCAACGACGUCGUCGCAUAGUACUCACCAACAGCAACAGAGUCUGAAUAAUUCGCAGGUGGAGAGAUCGAAUGGUCAGAAUAACAGCUCGAGCUCGUGCUCGGUGUCGGUCUCUUCCGUUGCUAGAUCUAUUCUUCCCACAUGGCGUCGUUUGAGGCUUGACCCUUCAAAUAAGCUGUAUUUUCCAUAUGAGCCUGGUAAGCAAGUACGAAGUGCAAUUAGGAUUAAAAAUUCAAGCAAGUCUCAUGUAGCUUUCAAGUUUCAAACAACCGAACCAAAAAGCUGUUUCAUGCGUCCUCCAGGGGCUGCUCUUGCUCCUGGCGAGAGUCUCAUAGCGACUGUUUUCAAGUUUGUGGAGCAUCCAGAGGAUAAUGAAAAACGAAUGGAAAAACGAACGGAUCAAAAGAGCAAUGUGAAGUUUAAAAUCAUGAGCCUCAAGGUGAAAGGAGCAAUGGAUUAUGUACCCGAACUGUUUGAUGAGGAGAAGGAUCAAGUGGCUGUAGAACAGAUAUUAAGGGUUGUUUUUCUGGACGCUGCACGUCCUAGCCCGGCUCUAGAAAAAUUGAAACGCCAGUUGGCUGAGGCUGAGGCUGCUCUUAAAGACCGCAAGAAACCUCCAGAAGCCACAGAUCCAAAGAUUAUUGGUGACGGACUUGCAAUCAUUGAAUGGAAAGAACGAAGAAAAAGAAACCUGGCUCGACAGCAGGAUGUUUUCAAAAAGUUUGUUAUGAUACGAGUUGAGUUUGUCAAAAGAAGGAUGUAUGCUAUUUCAGAAAUAACGAUCAAAGAGAAAGAUACCUGGCCCAACAGACCUCCACCCCGACUCUAUAAUGAUGAAAUUCCUUAUAAGGAUGAAAUUCUCGGUCUUGAUUUCAGUAAUUUCUGUUGA
Molecule: messenger RNA, 969 nt
Organism: Ilex paraguariensis (yerba mate)
Lineage: Eukaryota; Viridiplantae; Streptophyta; Magnoliopsida; Aquifoliales; Aquifoliaceae
Source: the annotation of a GenBank genome assembly